GAGGCUGCACUUUUCAGAGGAAGGCACAACUUGUCAGAGUCACAACAACAAAGGCGAAGGAACGGGGGCAAUCCAGUCUGAGCUUGAACUUGAAGGACGAAAUACAUGCAUCCAUAUAAGUCUUUGCUCGCGGGACCUGUGCUUUGAUUUUUGGCUGCAACAACAACAACAAAAAUAGGAAAAUUCUGCAAAUUUCAUUGGACAACAUUUGGUCCUUAUUACUGAGCCAUGGGAAACACGGUGAAGACGUAACACAGGUGUGUAACAACUAUCCCGAGAACUUAGGGGCGGCUCUAUACCGAGAGCCAUUUGACUUCAACGCCGAGCCACCUUGGGAUCCUAGCUGAUAGUGGACGAGUUCGUCUCAGGACUUAUCCAUUUUGUUGCAGAAGACUAGAACCCCAGGGGCUCGGGGAGUGAGCGAGCAAGACCACUUCAGAUUAGCCAAAUUCUUUAUGCCUGUCGGAUUAGAGGAAAACGGAUGAGAGGAUGAAAGGUAUUGCUGAUGAACCACAGUAUUCUGUCGGCCUGCUGGAGGGCGGCGCGGCACUCGGCGACGUGAUCGACAACCACAUUUAUGAACAAACUCUGUCUGAGAAGAAUGCAUUCUUUGUAGCCGACCUGGGAGUCGUGAUGAGGCAGCACGUUCGCUGGCGAACGCACAUGGCUCAAAUUCGGCCCUACUACACAGUCAGAUGCAACAGCAGCCCGGCUGUCAUUGAAGUUCUCGCCGCUCUGGGCACUGGAUUCAUAUGCACCAACAAGCUUGAACUGGAGCUGGUGCAGAGCCACGGUAUUCCCUCUGAAGACAUCAUCUACAGCGGUAUCUGCAAACAGGUCUCCCAGAUUAAAUAUGCCGCAAAGAACGGCAUCGACCUCCUUGUGUGUGAUAAUGAAGCGGAGCUACGCAAGAUUUCCCGCUGCCACCCCAACGCCAAGCUGCUGCUGCAGGUGUCAUCAGAGGCCUCCAGACCCGACGACGAGUUUAGCAUGACAUUCGGCUGCUCCCUGAAGGACUGCAGGCAUCUGCUGGAGAGAGCUAAGGAACUGGGCAUGCAGGUCGUAGGGGUUAGGUCUCACAUUUCCAGCUCCUCUGAAGAUGACAAGGUGUAUGUUCACGCCAUCUCUGACGCCCGCUGCGUCUUUGACAUGGGAGAAGAAAUUGGCUUCGACAUGAAAAUCCUGGACAUCGGAGGGGGCUUCAGUGGCUCUGACGUUCAACUGGAGCUGAUCAAUAAUGCAGUCAUGUCGAUGGUGGACCUCUACUUCCCUCUCUCCACUGGUGUUUCUGUCAUCGCUGAACCAGGCAGCUUCUUCGUGUCCUCUGCCUUCACCUUGGCAGUAAACGUCGUCUCCAAGGAGGUGGUGGCUCGAGAUCGCCAGGACCAGGCACACGAUGAUCCGUCUCCCGACGACGAGCCAGAGUUCCAGUACUACAUGAACGAUGGAGUGUACGGGUCGUUUGCCAGCAAACUCUCUGAAACGCUGAUUGCUGCUCCGUCUGUUCACAAGAGCUCCUCCUCCUGCUGCUCCCUGGACGCGCCAGUGUUCAGCAGCAGCCUGUGGGGUCCGUCCGGGGACGACCUGGACCUGGUGGUGGAGCACUGCUUGUUACCCGAGCUCAACAUCCGGGACUGGCUCGUGUUCACCCACGCCGGGGCCUACGGUCUGGGUCAGCCGUUCUGCACCGCCACCGACUCGCCCCCACCCCCUGUAUACUAUGUCAUCUCGUCCAGAGACUGGUUUGAAAUGCAGGACGUCGGUGUCACCCACGAGGCCACGCUGAAGAACUUCUCAUUGGUCCCUUAUUUCCUCAACUCCUGCCAAACGGAGGCUGCGCUCUCUGUCCCAGCAUAGAAACCAUCAGAAAAAUGGCUGUCACUUCCCUUACCGGUUACUGCUGCUAGCUUCAUCUCGUCUGGCGUUCUGCUGGGACGCGCUAAACUAACGGCGCAGAUAGCGCUUUAAUAUCGCCGCCGGGUCCACAUUGAAUUAAUUUCCCAAACCUUUGCGUAAAAGUGUGUAAUGUGCAUAGAACCUGGAAAAGCCCAAGUAAAAAAAAAUUAUGCUUUUCUUCCCUUUGCUUUGGGCGUCCCAUGGCACUACAGUUUACACUCAUACAGUAGACAUAUAAUGAUUUUAAAUAAUUAUAUUUGACAAGUGUAUUAUCUGUGUCCAAUCGCUGCUGCCGAUCUUGUAAAGUAAGAUAUAGAUAUAUCCCAGAGUGAAGCGGUGUAUUUAUAAAUAAACACAGUUCUGAGACCUUUGUAUGGUGCUUUGCCUCGAGAUGUGUUUUUUUUAUUUUUGUGAUUUUAAACUGGUUGUAUAGUUUGUUGUGUGUGAUGAAAAGCGUGAUUCCAUUACUACAUACAAAAUGUGUUGUACUUGUCAGUGUUUUAAACUGAAAGGCUUGCGGCACGAUACAGCUGCACGUGAACUACUACAUCUGUUGGACGCAGCAGAUCGAGCUGGUGUGAUCCAUGUGCAUUUUUUCCCCACUCCUGGAAAAAUGAUAAAUUUGUUUUGUGCUCUGUGGCAUGUGGUAGGAAAGCGUCGUUUAGUGUUUGUUGCCGAGGUGAGUUUGAUUCCGGACUAGCGGAGGACCAGCAGGUGUCUGCUAGUCCACAACCGAGCAGAGCACGUGCUGCAGAUGGAACAAGGCAAGUGUUGAUGGGUAAAGAAUCUGCCGUUGUGGAAAAAGGGGCUUUUCUUAAAUUAAAUUAUAACUACCGGCUAGAACCAAUUUUUAUUUUUAUCUUUUGUCGUAUGUUUGAAAAAAACGUGUAUGACUGAGUAUCAUGACAGUUCCUGACUCUGCUAGUGUCCUUGCAAAGUGUGUAUCAUCAUCAUAUCUGUGAAGUCGUCUUCCAGUCUGUGUGUAAGGCAUGAUGAAGUGUCAGGCAUCUUUGCCUGUUAUUAAAAUUGUAGCUGUGCUUGUAGACCAGUAAUAAACACCUCACUGACUGGAUUGUGAA
Messenger RNA from Scophthalmus maximus (turbot), 2975 nucleotides. Its product is annotated as antizyme inhibitor 1. Gene Ontology annotation, biological process: negative regulation of protein catabolic process; positive regulation of polyamine transmembrane transport. NCBI's taxonomy places the organism in Eukaryota, Metazoa, Chordata, Actinopteri, Pleuronectiformes, Scophthalmidae. Bases 490 to 1857 code for a protein of 455 amino acids. Gene Ontology annotation, molecular function: ornithine decarboxylase activity; ornithine decarboxylase activator activity. Gene Ontology annotation, cellular component: cytoplasm. The record is from RefSeq and is a predicted model, not a curated record. The transcript is spliced from 12 exons.